AAAUCAAGAUUAUUAAAGAAAUUAUCGAAAAUGCAUUCAACAAUUAUAAUUUAUUUAAAGAAUUUGGAUUAAAUCCACCAAAAGGAAUACUUUUAUAUGGACCAUCUGGUACUGGCAAAACAUUGAUAUUUAAUGCAGUGGCAUCAGAAACAAAUUCAUACAAAAUUUUCAUAAAUGGUCCUGAGGUUAUUAGCAAAUAUUAUGGUGAAACAGAAUCAAAGUUGAAGAGUAUUUUUGAAAAGGCAUUGGAGAUUAAUCCUCAUAAUUCAAGAUUACUUGGCACAUAUUUAAAAUGUUGUGAAAAGAAUUGGGAUGUACCUAAAUUGCUCACUAAAUGGGAUCAAGUACUUAAAGAUAAUUCUACAAAUAUUUCUCUUUGGAUACAAUAUCUUGAUUUUCGUCAAACAAAUCUUGUUUCUUUUACAGUUAGUCAAUGCUUGCAAGUUUUUGAAGAUUGUUUACAUGUUUUAAGAAAAGCUGUUUUAGUUACCUUGGAUAGAUCUGUUUCGGAUUCUGUUCAUGAGAUGACUUCUCCUUCUUCACUCCUUUCUUCUGCUACUAUAAGAUAUUCAACAUCAACAAAUUCAUCUAGAUAA
Molecule: messenger RNA, 596 nt
Organism: Entrophospora sp. SA101
Lineage: Eukaryota; Fungi; Glomeromycota; Glomeromycetes; Entrophosporales; Entrophosporaceae
Source: the annotation of a GenBank genome assembly